AUGAAGAAUCUCGUUAAAAUCCUUUCACAAACACGAUGCAUUGAGGCUUGUUUCACGGGUGGCGACAUUGCGUGGAGUGCUGAUGGAAGACGUCUUUACACAACUUGUACAAGCUCGAUCAAAGAAAUCAACUUAUUUGAUAACUUGGCCACAAGAACUAUCGGGUCUGCGGAAGAAAAGGGGAGAAUAACGGCGUUAACACUUGACCAUUCGCGUGAACGUCUUCUCGUAGCUUAUAGCAGUGGAUUGAUUUGUGAGUAUUCGAUCAAAGAAAGCGAUUUUGGCACUUUACUCCGUUCAUGGAAGCCCAUGCAUUCAGCACCGAUCUUGAUUGUCAAGUUUAACUCUGAUGGUUCACUUUUUGCGACAGCCUCAAGUGAUCACAACAUAAAAGUUUGGGAUGUUCGUAAGCAGACUUGCUUGUAUCAUUUGGCCGGAGCUUCCGUUGUAACUACGCUCUGCUUUGUUCGUAAUGGACGUCUUCUUAGCGGGUAUAUGGAUGGAACGGUUACGAUGUACAGUUUGAAUCCAGGAGUAGUAAACAGAGCAAUGUAUCAAUGGAAGUGUCACCAAAGCCAAAUAUCGUCUAUAUGCGAAAUUGCGGACACACGAAAAGCAGUAUUGAUAUCGAGAGAUCAAACGUGUACCAUCAUUGAUAUGGAAACAACGAAAGUUUUGAAGUCAUUACCGCUAUUUGAGGCAAUCGAAUGCGGAAUUGUUAUCGGCGAAAAGAUGUUGACAGUUGGGGAAAAGGGUGAAAUUGUCGAAUGGAUCACUGAAACUGCUCAACGCAAACGGGGAAAAUUGCUAGCAGGUCAUUCUUUAAAAAGGAUCUUAUACAAUCCCACCGUUGACCAGCUACUCAUCAUAAGUGCUGAGGAAAUAAUUUAUCUUAUCUCUGCUUCAACAUUCAAUGUAGAAAAGCAAAUAGUUGGCUUUCAUGACGAGAUCUUCUCUACUGCCAUAGUUGGCAAGACAUCUGAAAUUCCCGGGCAUCUUGUUGUUGCUGCAAACUCGAAUUUGAUACGUCUUUACAAUCUGGCUACCUGGGAUUGCAGAUUAAUCGAUGGGCAUACUGAUUCGGUGUUAAGUGUGCGCUCUGCCUUAUGGAACCACUCUAUUGUUGCUUCAUGUUCUAAAGAUAACACAAUCAAAUUAUGGAAGUUAGACACCGAAAAAAAUACCCUCGAAGCGAUAGCAUUCGGUACUGGGCAUACGAAUACGGUAUCAGCUCUCGUGUUUUCUCAUCAUGGGAAAGAGUCCUUUGUUCUAUCGGCUGCUCAUGAUACAACCUUGAAACUUUGGGAUCUCCGCAAAUUGUUGAAUCCAUCAAAGAAGUGUGCCGGUCCAGCAGAAGAAAAAAAGUUGAUCUGUUCAUCAACAAUUGUUGCUCAUCAAAAAAACAUCACAUGUGUCGAGUGCUCACCAAAUGACGCGCUUUGUCUUACUGCAUCUAUGGACAAAACCAUAAAACUCUGGAAAAUUGACACGGGACGAAUGCAAUUGGGGAUCGCUGGAACUUUGACUGGACAUAAAAGAGGUGUAUGGGACGCUAAAUUUUCGCCAAAUGCCCAGAAAGUUGUUUCGUCUUCCGGUGAUCAAACGUUGAAGAUUUGGAGUGUGGGCGACUUUUCUUGCCUGCAAACGAUUAGUGGUCAUUCAUUCGCCGUUUUGAAGGGUGAUUGGAUAAACAACGGAUCGCAACUAAUAUCGGCAGAUAGUGGUGGAGUGAUCAAGAUUUGGAAGUUGGAAAACAACGGAGCUGAAGCAGAAGCAAGCAUUGAGGCACAUGAUGAUAAAAUUUGGUCUUUAUGUUUUACGGAGGAUGAAUCUCAAUAUAUUACUGCUGGAGGGGAUGGUCGAAUAAUUAUUUGGAAAGAUGUGAGCGACGAGAAACGACACGAAGAAGAUAAAAAAAGACGGGAGAAAAUCGAACAAGAGCAGACACUUUCGAAUCUAUUGGAGCAAAAUCGAUAUUUGGAAGCGUUGGAGUAUUCAUUAAAUUUGAAUCGACCAUUUGGUUCACUUAAGGUGGUAACCAAACUUUCUGAGAGAGAUUCACUAGAUGCGGCCUUUGCUCAAUUAGACACUAAUCAUUUGAGAGUUCUACUUGAUUUUGCUUCCCAGUGGAACACAAAUAGUCGAACGGCAACGAUGGGCCAGCAAGUUCUGCAGGCCGUACUGCUCGUGAUUCGACCCGAAGAUCUCUUGGAGCUGCCAAAUUUUACUCAAAUCGUCGAGGCUUUUCUUCCUUAUACUAAAAGACACGCUCAAAGAUUGGACAAAGCUCGACAAGAUGUUUCGUUGCUUGAAUAUACAGUCGCCCAAAUGCGUUUGACU
Molecule: messenger RNA, 2340 nt
Organism: Mesorhabditis belari
Lineage: Eukaryota; Metazoa; Nematoda; Chromadorea; Rhabditida; Rhabditidae
Source: the annotation of a GenBank genome assembly